AUGAACCGCCAAACCUUCUGGGCCCAGCGCCAACCUGCCCUCCAAGCCCUCUCCACCUCCCCCCCUCUCUUCUUCGACCUGCCAACCCCUCAAUCGCAAUCAGUCGGAGCCAGUCAAUAUGCCCGCACCAAAGCCGUCAUGGCCGUCGACGCCGGCAACCUCACCGACGCCGCGACGCAACACUCCCUCUCCCAAGAAACAGUCAUCCUCACCGCCUGGGCCAUCCUCCUGCGCGCCUACGCCGGCGGAGCAGACGAUGAUGGAGUUCUCGGGUUCGGGGCGUGUUUGGAUAGGGAGGGCGCCGCGUGGGUGGUUAGUCAGGUGGAGGUUACGGGGGAGAGGGCGGUUGUGGGCGGGGUGAUGAGGGAGGUGGAGGAACGGGAGGUCGGGGAGGUUGUUAGGGGGGGGAAUGGGUGGGAGGAUUUGAAGGGGUUUGCGGCUGGGACGGGGGUGGAGGGGAUGGGGGGAGGAGGGUUGGGGGGGGUGAAGACGGCGGUUUUUGUGCAUGGGGGACGGGCGAGGAGUGGGGAGAUGUAUUUGCCG
Messenger RNA from Dichotomopilus funicola, 543 nucleotides. RefSeq lists its product as uncharacterized. The record is from RefSeq and is a predicted model, not a curated record. NCBI's taxonomy places the organism in Eukaryota, Fungi, Ascomycota, Sordariomycetes, Sordariales, Chaetomiaceae. The annotation marks the transcript as partial. The transcript has a single exon.